Cyphellophora attinorum is the source of this 1485-nucleotide messenger RNA. RefSeq names its product Bifunctional solanapyrone synthase. The record is from RefSeq and is a predicted model, not a curated record. Gene Ontology annotation, molecular function: FAD binding. Lineage: Eukaryota; Fungi; Ascomycota; Eurotiomycetes; Chaetothyriales; Cyphellophoraceae. The transcript has a single exon. Bases 1 to 1485 code for a protein of 494 amino acids.
AUGGCUGUCACGACGUACUCGAAGCUUCAGCAUGCUGGGCUUGAACAUAUUUUGCUUCAGCCAUCAGACGGGGCAUAUGCAGCUCGUCAAGGCUCAUACCUGGCGCAAAACGCCGCUCUGAACCCUGCAUGCGUUCUCCAGCCGCGCACGGCGGAGGACGUCAGCCAAGUCAUGAGAGCUAUCGCUGACACGGGCAUCAACUUUGCAGUACGUAGUGGAGGGUGCGUGCUGUGGCCUGGUGGGAGCAGUAUUGCAGAUGGAGUCACAAUCGAUCUGGGAGCGAUGGGGGACGUAAUUUACAACUCCUCGACAAGGAUCGCAUCGCUGCAGCCAGGAUCAAAUUGGGGAGAAGUGUACAAGGAGAUGGAAAAGCAUUGUGUCAUGGUCGCUGGCGCAAGAGAUGUCGCUGUUGGGGUUGGAGGCUUCCUGACUGGCGGAGGCAACUCGUAUCUCACGGGUCGCAUUGGCUUUGCUUGCGACACGGUCGUCAAUUUCGAAGUUGUGCUCGCAGAUAGUCGGAUAGUGAACGCGAAUGCCACCGAACAUGCGGACUUAUGGAAGGCACUGAAAGGAGGGUGGUCGAACGUUGGCAUCGUAACUCGUUUCGAUGUUGGAACUCUACCAGGAAAUUCGAUAUGGGCCGGCUCUCGUGUGCAUGAUUACUCCAUCAUCGACAAAGCUGCUGCGGCACUUGUGAAGUAUACUGAACAAUGCCACAAGGCUCCUCAAACAGCGCAUCUGUUAGUCGGCGGCUACAACCCAAACUUUCCCGGAGGUCGUGCUAUUGUGACUGUUGUAGCCGACACAGAAGGCAACGAGGCACCUCAAAUCUUUGACGAGAUCCUCAGUAUACCUACCGUCUUCGAGAACUUGGGCCAGACGACGAUUCGGGCUAUGGCAAAGCAAAGUGGCUACUCAGCAGAGACCCGCAGACGAGCUCACUGGUUCACAUUGACGUUUGCCAACGACAUAGAAAUUGUCAAGAAAGCCAUCUCGCUGCAUGAGAAGCUGGCGACGGACGCGAAGGCGAUCGUCGGCAGUGACAACUUUGUCACAUCGAUGGUGUUUCAGCCGCUGCCAGCAUGCUUUGCCGAGAUCGGCACUCGCAAGGGUGGGAAUAGUAUGGGGCUGGCUGCUGUCAAGUCCAAUUCGAUCAUGUGGCUACUUACCAUGAACUUCGCGGAUCCUUCGUUGGACGAGUCGAUAUAUGAGGCCUGUAGAGGGUGUGAAAAGGACCUUGAAGCGUUUGCGAGGAGCCGUGGUGGCGAUGUGCCUUGGAGAUACAUCAAUUAUGCCGACAAGAGCCAGCAUCCGUGGCUCAGCUGUGGACCAGAACUUGUCGAUUUUCUGACAGAGGUUUCCAAGAAGUACGACCCGCAGCAAGUCUUCCAGCAUCAGCAGCCAGGCUCAUUCACUCUGCUGAAUGCUCGAACCGCGAAUGCGCAUCCGAUGGCUCUUACAGCGGCAACAAUUGAAGGUGCUUGA